CCAACAUACUUAAGACGAUUGAGCAGGAGCGCCGACUUGCUAGAUCCUUAUGCGCAGUUGGUCUCACAGCACGACGUUGUCAGGGUUCGCUUAGUUGUCCUGCAAACUCUUCCACCAACUUCAGGAUCCGAGUUACAAACUGCUGAAUCCGUCCCGUGAAUCUCCGUCUAGAAAAUGUCAAGGACGAAGACAUUCCUCGCCAUUGCGUUCGGCGUCUUGGUGCUGACAGAGCAGGUGGCGCCUCAGUCAACAUCAACAGGGGGAGGGGGAGCAACACAAGGGAGUGGAGAUACCAGAUUUUUCCCCGGUGCACUGAACCAAGCCCUCGCUACAGGUGGUCAACUUCUCAAUCAACUAGGUGGAGGGGCUCUUGGAGGAUUUGGAGGCAGCCCUCAAGGAGGAUUUGGAGGAUUCGGAGGUAACCCUCAAGGAGGAUUUGGAGGAUUCGGAAGUAACCCUCAAGGAGGAUUUGGAGGAGGAUUCGGAGGAAGACCUCAGGGAGGAUUUGGAGGAGGAUUCGGAGGGAGACCUCAAGGAGGAUUUGGAGGAUUCGGAGGGAGACCUCAGGGAGGAUUUGGAGGAUUCGGAGGCAGACCUCAGGGAGGAUUUGGAGGAUUCGGAGGCAGACCUCAGGGAGGAUUUGGAGGAUUCGGAGGUAGACCUCAAGGAGGAUUUGGAGGCUUUGGAAAUCAAGGAUUUGGAGGUUUCCCCCAAGGCGGUGGCUUUGGUAAGUAGCUUUCUCUUGAUUCUGAGAAACAUUUGUAAGCCAUGGUAUUGGCCUUCGGUCUUAAAGGAAGUUGGAAAUGUAAUGGGUAAUCAAUGAAUAUUUAUAAUUGCAAACAUUGUUGCCAUUUCAAUUCGUAAUCAGUAAAAAUAUUGUGAUAAUGUUGUGCAAAGUUUGACAUUUCUUUCGUGUGAAUGAAGUUUACGGAGAGAGAGAGAGAGAGAGAGAGAGAGAGAGAGAGAGAGAGAGAGAGAGAGAGAGAGAGAAUCAUAUUUCAUAUCAUUAUUAUUGGUUGCAUGUGUAGAAUUUUAAAUAUAUCUUCGUUUUAUGUAAGAUGUGGUUAUAAAUAUCUAUAAAAUAUGACGAUUUUACAAGAAAUGGUUAGUAGCUGCUUUUCUCUUGAAAACGAAGCCUUUUCCGAGGACGUCAACUUCAAUGGUUAUCUGAAAAGGUGACUUUUUUUGGCACUAAAUAAAAUAUACUCACAUUCUCUCAUUUAUCCAUUACUUGCCACAGGAUCUCUGUUUCCUUUCAAAGUACUUCACUCUUUUAAGAGAAGAAAAUUCUCAUCCAUAGAGUUUAUGGAAUUGCUUUCACCAUUUCUUGAAAAAUGUUACAGCACCUAAAUAAAAUCUGACCGUCGCAUAACAA
Molecule: messenger RNA, 1375 nt
Organism: Macrobrachium nipponense
Lineage: Eukaryota; Metazoa; Arthropoda; Malacostraca; Decapoda; Palaemonidae
Exons: 3
Coding region: 175-735 (186 amino acids)
Source: RefSeq, a predicted model, not a curated record